Messenger RNA from Necator americanus (New World hookworm), 1632 nucleotides. RefSeq lists its product as uncharacterized. The record is from RefSeq and is a predicted model, not a curated record. Lineage: Eukaryota; Metazoa; Nematoda; Chromadorea; Rhabditida; Ancylostomatidae. Bases 1 to 1632 code for a protein of 543 amino acids. The transcript has a single exon.
AUGGAGCACACCAAGAUCGUUAAGGGAGCUGAUGGAGCCGUUCUGCGCCGCUCUGGUCAGAUCCUGGAGAGGUGGCGAGAGUACUACAAUCACUUGUGUAACGAAGAGUUCUGUCAUCCUCCCAUCCCAACCGUUCCCAGCGUCGAGGGUCCUGUUCUACCAAUUACUGCCGUCGAAGUCAGUGCUGCCCUCGCAAAAAUGAAGUCGAACAAGGCAACCGGUCCUGAUGACAUACCUGUUGAUAUCUGGAAGCUGCUAGGAGAUCGAGGGUCCAUGUGGCUCGCAAUUCUAUUUAACAAGAUCGUUGCAGAAGGACGGACUCCAGAAGUUUGGCAAACUUCCGUGACCGUGCCUGUCUGGAAAGGGAAAGGAGACAUUGCUGACUGCACCUCGUACAGGCCUAUACGACUGCUCUGCCAUACGAUGAAGAUUUUUGAGCGUGUCCUGGAAGCUCGUCUGAGGAAAAUUGUUAGCGUUUCACUCAACCAGUGCGGUUUUGUGAAGGACUGCAGCACUAUAGGUGCUAUCCAUGCUGUCCGAAUCCUCCUGGAGAAACAUCGAGAGAAGAACCGCAGUGUGCAUCUUGCUUUUCUCGAUCUCGAGAAAGCUUUCGACCGUGUCCCACAUGAGCUGUUAUGGAUGUCCAUGAGGUCGCAUAGAGUACCAGAAGAAUAUGUGAGGUGGACGAAGCUGCUUUAUGCGAAGCCUACCAGCGUUGUACGAUGUGCUGUUAGAACAAGCAGGCCAUUCCCUGUACGAGUAGGGGUUCAUCAGGGUUCAUCCCUCUCACCUCUGCUGUUCAUACUGUGCAUGGACACGAUAACGAAGGAAAUCCAGAAGCAGCAUCCGUGGACUCUACUCUUUGCCGACGAUGUCAUGCUCGCGUCGGAGUCUCGAGAUGAUCUUCAGAAACAAGUGCAGUCUUGGAAGGAUCAGCAAUAUGGAUUGCGCCUCAACACAUCAAAAACUGAGUACAUGGAGUGCGGACCAAGGAUAGAGGAUGGUUCAAUUCGUGUUGAUGGCACCGAAUUAAACAAGGUGAACUGCUUCAAGUACCUUGGAUCCAAAGUGACUUCCACAGGCGACAUUGAUCAAGAAGGUCGAGCACGUGUUAAUGCUGCAUGGAUGAAAUGGAAAAUGGCAACAGGGGUACUGUGCGAGAAGAAAGUCCCUGUUCGACUGAAGUCGAAGAUCUACAGGACGGUUGUGCGUCCUGUUGCCCUUUACGGAUGCGAGUGCUGGCCGACAACGAAAGCCUUGGAAAGAGUGCUGCACGCUAUGGAGAUGCGGAUGUUGAGGUGGACGAUAGGUGUGACGCUAAAAGAGAAAGUAUCCAGCGACACUGUGCGCUCCAUCUUCGGUGUCGUCCCGAUAACUGAGAAGAUGAAGGAGGCGCGACUGAGAUGGUUUGGUCACGUAUUGCGGCGGGAGGAAGAUUCUGUUGCCAAAACCGCUCUGAAGCUCGACGUUUCAGGAGUGAGGCCGCGCGGGAGGCCAAAGAUUCGCUGGUUAGACCGUGUGAAGCUGGAUAUGAUAGAUGCACGUUUGUGUACGGCUGAUGCAAUGGAUAGAACCAUAUGGAAGACAAGAAGCAGAAAAGCGGACCCUGCAACAACGCGGGACAAACGCUAG